Messenger RNA from Syzygium oleosum, 1195 nucleotides. Its product is annotated as F-box protein At5g52880. The transcript has 6 exons. Gene Ontology annotation, molecular function: protein binding. NCBI's taxonomy places the organism in Eukaryota, Viridiplantae, Streptophyta, Magnoliopsida, Myrtales, Myrtaceae. The record is from RefSeq and is a predicted model, not a curated record. The coding region runs from base 53 to 940 and encodes 295 amino acids.
CGUCGACGCCUUCCCGUUUCUCGAAUCCCGGAGGCGCGACGGCGGAAGAACGAUGUCCGGCGCCGGCGAGAGAUACCGGAAGCUGGGCUUGAGAGGAUCCUUGCCCAGCGCCCACCGGUACCCGAUCGCCUGCAAGGAGCUCAGCUUCAUCCUCAGAGCCGCUUAUCACGAGCUCCCCAAGAUCCUCAAGUCCGCCGUCCUUGACGACGCCCUCGCCGCCUUCUGUCUCCUUCCCGAAAUGAAGACACAGAGUGCUGUUUCAUCGGCUACUUUGCUUGCUCAGGCUGCGGAUGCUGCUUUGCCGAAGCAGAAGAAAAAUAUGGCUCUGACGGAAUUCAAGCAUGCAAAAAUUGCUCAUAAGAAGCAAUGCAAAACACGCCGGGAAGAAAAAGAAUCUUCCCAGCUACCACAAGAUGUUCUGCUGCAUAUCUUCAGUUUCCUAGAUUUUCCAUCUCUAAUUGCUGCCAUGCUUGUCUGCUGGUCAUGGAAUUACACUGCGAGUGAUAACUCUCUCUGGCAGUCUUAUUAUACAAGAGUUUUUCCUCGUGCUGAUAAUAGUUUGAAAACCAAGCAUCAGCAAAAUAGAUCAGUGUGCGAUGAUCAGCAAGAUACGCUUAUGCCCGCGGAAAUUGCUAUGCCAUAUAUUGACUGGAGGGAGGCCUUUAAAAGAUCAUAUAUAGCCAAUUCAAGGAGGAAAAUAAUCUUUGACAGAGGAUUUUGUAGGCGAUGCAAGACUAUCGUUUGGCUCAAUGGUAUCAAUUGCUCAAACCAUGGGGGAGCUAAAUCGAGCAAUAAUGAAAUUAAGCCUGUGUCACCCCAACAGGUGGUUGAUUAUCUGCUCGGCGAUUUUCGUUCUUCGGAUAGUGAUGAUGGUGAUAGUGAUUCAGAUGAUCAGUCGGUCUCCAGGUUAUGGGCCUAUCCCAAAGCUACUCCAUCCUAGAGGUGUUCUAAUCCUCCUCCUCAGGUCCAGUGUGUUACGUAUGCUAUCAACAAGGAUGAAGCUCUCUCUUCAUGGCCCAUGAAGUUGUGCAUCUCUUCAUCUAAGAAUAUGAAAACAUUGGUUUUGUAGAAAGGAAUGCAAUUGGCAUCAAAACGGAGCAGUUUUAUGCCAAAAGCUUGUCUUCCAAGCUCUGUAAAGAGGGGCAAAAAGGUCAUCAUUGAGCUAUAUUGUGAAUAUAAGAACAUUUUACGUCUA